This is a messenger RNA of Prorocentrum cordatum, 637 nucleotides long. Lineage: Eukaryota; Dinophyceae; Prorocentrales; Prorocentraceae. The record is from the annotation of a GenBank genome assembly.
GUGUUUCGCAAAGCGCGGCCACCAAUCACUCCACAGCAACUGCCAGACAUAAACUGUGCACUCGUUGUGCAUUCAAACCUUUGGGGACUGCCGCGUUCUGCGCUUAGGCGCUCGAGCGGCAAAAAAAAAAACAGCGCGGCGGCAACGAAGCCAGCGCACCUCGGUAUUGUCCGCCUGCUCUCCUUUGAGGAGGAGGCGACGACUUUAAAGGGAGAGGAGGAUGAAGAGGCGGACGAGGAGGAAGCGAUCCAGGGAAGGCAGGAGGAGGGGCCGCAUCUCCUGGACGAGGCCCCCGCGGGCGGGGGGGUCCGCGCGCACAACGGGCUGGCACCGCCCGAGCGAAGGGCACGGCCAAGACGUGCACGCACGAGCGACAGGCAAACCACUCGAGACAGCCCGGCAGCAGACGCUGGCCGCAACCGACGGCGGCCACCGUCGGGCAGGCGGGCCUCCUCGGACGGGCCUCGCCCGCGGCGACGCCAAUAACGAGCCAUGUCCGACGUGGGCAACGAGCUGGCUGGCGAUUCGCAGGGCGCGUGUGCCCCGCGGGGCCUGCGCGGCGCCGCGCGCCGCGGGCGUCGGGGGUUCAGCGGCACCUCCGGUGGUCACUGCAGGAUGCCGUGCUCGCGGAGCGCCU